This is a messenger RNA of Varanus komodoensis (Komodo dragon), 1984 nucleotides long. RefSeq names its product testis expressed 9 (gene TEX9). NCBI's taxonomy places the organism in Eukaryota, Metazoa, Chordata, Lepidosauria, Squamata, Varanidae. The record is from RefSeq and is a predicted model, not a curated record. The coding region runs from base 822 to 1619 and encodes 265 amino acids. The transcript has 7 exons.
UUAAGAUUAAGGUAUAAUGUAUUCUAUAGAUAAUUUAGGAAAUAUUUAAAAUGCUUAUUAUACUGAUCUCAUUACGCUAAGAGCAGAAUCCUGAAUGGGUUUACUCAGAAGGAAGUCCCACGACACUGAGCGACACUUAUGCAAAAGUGCCUGCAGAGAGGUCUGUAGUCCUUCCACAGGACAGGCCCCUGAGUCAGCACAUGUGAGAUUAGAUGUACCCGAUGCCUGUGAAGAGCUACAGAAUCAGCCUGCAGGCCUGGAGGGAGUCUGCUGAAAGAGCCCAUCCCGGCCACCUCCCCUCUGCAGGAGAGAGGCCGGUAGCUUGAGGCCUGUGCCUCCCUCGCUCCCACACAGCACGAGCUCUGAUAGAAAGCAGGCAAGACGGGCCCCGGCCACCUCCUGAUGUGAAGAAGCUAGAAAGUUACAAGUCGGACAUCUCAAUCCACAGGAGGCACGCUGCCCACGCAUUUACAAUGAUCCCAGCGUCUCUCCAUGCUUCUCCAAGGAGCCUUGGAUGGUGCUUCUCGAGGAAUGCCACUCUGCCCUCCCCACAGCCCUGAGAGAGGGGCUGCACUGGGAGUGCACCGUGAGCUUGGUGCCUGGACAAGACUCUGAACCUUGGCUCCCCAGUCCCUAACCCUUGUGCAGUCAGGGCAAACUUCAGAGGCUUCCCUGAAACACUAAGCAAGAGCAGAAAGGGGCACUCAAAACUAAAAUGCAGUCUGGGUUGUCAAAAGGCUUAUUUUGUGAACUUUCUUCAGCAACCAAACAAGAAGGCAUCUCACUCUGUGACUACCGCUCGACCUGGGCUACCAUCUGGAAUGAAGGGGAAAAGACCUCUGUCAAGUGCAAAAGGAAGAUCGCACGAAAUGCCAAGUGCCGCUGAUGUUGCUGUCCCAGACUUCUCUCUUGCAAAGACCAUUGGGAAAAUUGCAGGACAACUUGAAGAAGGACACUUGCCUGAUCUAGAAGAUGACCUCCUUCCCAGUGGAGGAAGCGAAAUGGGAGCUGAAGCCCAGAUCCGGUUUUUAAAGGCAAAGCUGCGUGUUAUGCAGGAGGAGCUGGACGCAGUGGCUCAGGAAUGUGGCAGAAAGGAUGAUGAGAAUCGGAGUUUAACCAGCCGUCUCAAAGAGGUUGAAGACGAGCGUGGAAGGCUGCAGCGCACAGCAAAUCUACAGCAGUCUCAGACAGAAAAGUACAAAGCUAUGUCAGAGGAGGCAAACAGGAAAAGUGAUGGACUGCAGCAGAGGCUCUCCAUGCUAGAAAAGGACCUGGAGAAUCUGAAAAGGGCGCAAAAGCAGGCUUCAGCCAGCCAGGGUACAAUGGAAGUUCGUUUGAACAGAGCUCUUGAGGAAGCAGAGCGAUAUAAAACAGAGCUGAAUAAACUGAAGCAAAGUAACAAGGAUAUAGUCAACCAAGAACAUAAAAAGCUUGAAGAACUGAAAGUUGAAAACAAGAAGCUGGAGAAACAAAAAGAAGAACUGAUGGCUGGUUUCAAGAAACAAUUAAAACUAAUUGACAUUUUAAAGAGACAAAAGAUGCACAUUGAAUCAGCUAAGAUGCUUUCGUUCACUGAAGAGGAGUUUAUGAAAGCACUGGAAUGGGGAAAUUCUGCAUGAACAGCAAUAUGAAGAUGUGAAUUAUUAACAGUUAGCCCAAUGUUGGCUCAGGAUUACUAAUCCAUUUUUAAGCAUGUUAAGUCUUCUGAAAAACCAUAACUCAGUAAUAUAAAAUCUUUCCCCCCUUUCCCAUGGUAGUUCUGGCUAGCUGUUUCCUUCUUUCUUCAAAACUUAGCUAGGUAAGCGGAACUUUUUCUGACAGGAAUCUGUGUUGGCCUUCCAGAUUACCAAGAAUUGCUUGAACAUUUGCUGUACUUCACACAUUCCAUUGAAACCUAAGUAGUGCCCUUAAAUCGUACAGUUUGUUACAUGAGUAUCUUAACAAAGGAAUGUUGCUUUCCGAAUAAAGCAGUCCUUUUCUGAGA